Carassius gibelio (silver crucian carp) is the source of this 7446-nucleotide messenger RNA. RefSeq names its product kinesin-like protein KIF1C. Bases 571 to 4182 code for a protein of 1203 amino acids. Gene Ontology annotation, biological process: microtubule-based movement. The record is from RefSeq and is a predicted model, not a curated record. Gene Ontology annotation, molecular function: microtubule motor activity; microtubule binding; ATP binding. NCBI's taxonomy places the organism in Eukaryota, Metazoa, Chordata, Actinopteri, Cypriniformes, Cyprinidae. The transcript is spliced from 25 exons.
UCGCCGUCGUGACGUCACUCGCUGGACUGGACGGGGCGGGGGGCGCGCGCACACACCGCGGCCAGCGGCGACUUUUUCCUCUUUAUUUUUCAUCAUCUUCUCCCUAAAAACACCCUCAUCGUCCCCGAAACACGCCGAGCGAGUCUCCCGGCGGCUGAGGAGCUCCGUCAUCGACGGGAUUGCGGGUGAUCGGGCGCGCGCGGCCUCCGCCGAAAACUUUCUCAGCGGCGCUCGUGACCGCGGCUAACGGACACCGGCGGCUCCGGACUUCACGAGAGAAGGAUCCGGCAGUCACCCGCGCGGAUAACGGAGAAAUAACGACAAAUACGGUCAAAGGCUGCGUGUAAAUAUAAAUAGAGUGUAAGUCGGUGAGCCGGAGCGCCCCCGCAGGAGUCCGCCGGUAAACUCCCGGUAAACACCGGAGACAUCCGCUCUCCGUGAAGGAGAGCAGAUAUCUGAACAUCACUCUAUCUGCAGUGAUGAGAUGAGAAUGAUCCACACAUAUAACACAGAGACUGAUGAUGAAACACUGAACCACAGACGACUGAAGAUGUGAGGACACUGUGACUGAUGGCCGCCUCAGUGAAGGUAGCGGUGAGAGUUCGGCCCUUCAACUCCCGCGAAACCAGCCGAGAUGCUAAAUGUGUCAUACAGAUGCAGGGAAGCUCCACCUGCAUCUGGAACCCCAAACAGCCCAAAGAACCAGCCAAGAACUUCAGCUUCGACUAUUCGUACUGGUCUCACAGCACGGAGGACGACCCAGCCUUCACAUCCCAGCGGCAGGUGUAUCUGGACAUCGGUGAGGAGAUGCUGCUUCACGCCUUCGAAGGCUACAACGUCUGUAUAUUCGCCUACGGUCAGACCGGAGCCGGAAAAUCCUACACCAUGAUGGGAAGACAAGAGCCUGGACAACAAGGCAUCAUUCCACAGAUGUGUGAGGAUCUGUUCAAGCGCACCAGUGAGAACACGGAUCCGGAUCUGUCCUUCUCUGUAGAGGUGUCCUUCAUGGAGAUCUACUGCGAGCGCGUGCGGGAUCUGCUGAACCCCAAGAGUAAAGGAGCGCUGCGGGUGCGAGAGCAUCCCAUCAUGGGGCCGUACGUCGAGGAUCUGUCCAAACUCGCCGUGACCUCCUACGCUGACAUCAGUGACCUCAUGGACGCGGGGAACAAGGCCCGGACGGUGGCAGCCACCAACAUGAACGAGACCAGCAGCCGAUCACACGCCGUCUUCACCAUCGUCUUCACUCAGCGCCGAAGAGAUCAGCUGACCAGCCUCGACACAGAGAAGGUCAGUAAGGUGUGUGUGUGUGUGUUACGUGUCUCUCUGCAGGUCAGUAAGGUGAGUCUGGUGGAUCUGGCGGGCAGUGAGCGAGCGGAUUCCUCCGGAGCUAAAGGCGUGAGAUUAAAGGAAGGUGCUAAUAUCAAUAAAUCUCUCACCACGCUGGGGAAGGUCAUCUCCGCUCUGGCUGAAAUGCAAAACAGCAAAAGAAGGAAGAGUGAGUUCAUCCCGUACAGAGACUCCGUGCUCACCUGGAUACUGAAGGAGAACCUGGGUGGUAAUUCUCGUACAGCUAUGAUCGCUGCUCUCAGUCCUGCAGAUAUUAAUUAUGAGGAAACACUCAGCACUCUCAGAUAUGCUGACCGUGCCAAGCAGAUCCGCUGUAACGCUGUAAUUAACGAGGAUCCAAACGCUCGUCUGAUCAGAGAACUGAAGGAGGAAGUGAACCGACUCCGAGAUCUGCUGCUGUCACAAGGACUGAGCCGGCUGAUCACUGCUCCAGCUGCUGAAGUCAAUAACAACCGUGUGGGCAUCAAUCUAAUGCCUGCUGACCCCGCCUCCAAUGGAGCUCCACCCACAUCUGCACCCGCCCUGGGAGAAGGCCCCGCCUCUGAGAGUGACCCCGCCUCUCUGGAUGGCCACGGCCAAUUAGAAGAGUUUCAGGGCGAGAUGAUUACCAAUGAGGAGGCAGUGGAGAGACUGAAGGAAACAGAGAAGAUCAUGGCUGAGCUGAAUGAGACGUGGGAGGAGAAGCUGAGGAAGACCGAGUCGAUCCGACUGGAGAGGGAGACGAUCCUGGCUGAGAUGGGAGUGUCCAUUAAAGAGGAUGGAGGAACUGUUGGAGUGUUUUCACCUAAAGGGACUCCUCACCUGGUAAAUCUGAACGAGGAUCCACUGAUGUCUGAGUGUCUGCUGUACUACAUCAAAGAGGGUGUGACCAGGGUUGGUCAGAAGGAUGUGGACAUCAAGCUCAGUGGUCAGUUUAUCAAAGAACAGCACUGUGUGUUUUACAGCUACAUCAACCAGAAUGGAGAAGUGGCCGUGACUCUGGAGCCGCUGGAGGGAGCGGAGACGUACGUGAACGGGAAGCAGAUCACCGAGUGUGUGCUGCUCAAACAGGGCAACCGUAUCGUGAUGGGCAAGAACCACGUGUUCCGGUUCAACCACCCGGAGCAGGCGCGUCUGGAGCGUGAGCGCAGCAGCUGUGUGGAGCAGCAGGGAGAGCCGGCCGACUGGAACUACGCUCAGAGAGAGCUGCUGGAGAAACAGGGCAUCGACAUCAAGCUGGAGAUGGAGAGGAGGCUACAGGACGUGGAGAUUCAGUAUCGGAGAGAGAAAGAGGAAGCAGAUCUACUGCUGGAGCAACAGAGACUGUACGCAGAUUCAGACAGCGGAGAUGAUUCUGACAAGCGUUCGUGUGAAGAGAGCUGGAGACUCAUUUCAUCCCUGAGAGAGAAACUACCAGCUAACAAGGUUCAGUCCAUAGUGAAGCGCUGUGGUUUACCCAGCAGUGGCAAGCGGCGCGAGCCUCUCCGAGUCUAUCAGAUCCCGCAGCGCAGACGCAUCAGCAAAGACCCCGAGCAGGUGACCAUGAGCGACCUGAAGCUGCAGGCGGUGAAGGAGAUCUGCUACGAGGUGGCGCUCGGAGACUUCAGGCACUCACGGCGAGAGAUGGAGGCGCUGGCCAUCGUCAAGAUGAAGGAGCUCUGCCGCAUGUACAACAAACGAGACGCGGCCGAGAAGGACACGUGGAGGGAGGUGGCACAGGACGUGUGGGACACGGUGGGCAUCGCAGACGAGCGCUCGCUGGAGAACACAGACGGAGAGAGCGGCUCAGCGGACGGAGAGAGCGGCAGAACCGGCGUCUACAACCUGAAAGCACACAUCGACAAACUGACCGAUAUUCUACAAGAGGUUAAAGAGCAGAACAACAUGAAGGACGAGGAGAUCAAAGCCCUCCGAGACCGCAUGAUGAAGAUGGAGAGCAUCAUCCCAGCAGUGCAGCAGGAUAAUGAUGAUGAAUCAGAGGAACUGCUUGCAUAUGGCGAUCAGGGGCGGGGCGAUGAGCAGGAUGGGUGUGGCCCUCUGGAGCUCCUCCCCAAACAGGAGCGAGUGUCACGGCUGAUGGAAGAAGACCCCGCCUUCCGUAGGGGCCGCCUGCGCUGGCUCAAACAGGAGCAGCUGCGUCUGCAAAACCUGCAACAGCAGCAGAUCACCAAGCGUCUGCGCAGAGGGGGCGGAGCCGGGGGCGGGGCUGGGGCCGGGGAGGGCGUGGUCCACCUUCCUGGAACAGGACGCUUCAUUCCCCCUCAGGACUGCAAGCUGAAAUUCCCCUUUAAGAGCAACCCGCAGCACCGGCUCUCCUGGGGCCCGAAUGUGUCCGUCACAGUGGACGACCUCAAGGACGAGCGCAGCGAGGGACGAGGCCCCGCCCCCGGCGUGCCGUUACUUCCUCUACCGUUCCAAGUGCCGGUUGUCAUGCGCGCGCCCUCCCCCAGUCGCCCCUGGCAACCUCGCCAAUACAGCAACGGUAACUUUGGCAACGGCAAUCAGUUUCCUCAGCAACAGUGGCACUACAGGCGCAACUCACUGGACAGCAGCACCAUGCCUGGCAACCAGAGUUACUACAGCAACGGUCACCACAACAAUAACGGCUCACAGCAGUCAAACCGCGGUCGCUAUCGGCGACAGUCGCCGGGCCCUUGCACACGUGGGGAGGGGGCGUACACACCGAUGUACGUCAAUCAUCAGCGGCCCGCCUUCCAGACCUACCAGACUCUACCGCACACACUCGUGGAUCAACAGCACGGCAAAUACCAAAAACCGCAGGGCUACGUCACCCCGCCGCGCAUGAGACGCCAGUACAGCGCCCCCGACCUGAAGAGCAAAGAAACGCCCAUCUGAUGUGUGCGUGACCGCUGUUUUACCGCCGUUCACUUAUGAUGUCAUGAAUACAAGCCAAGUUGUUUUGAUGGGUUAGUCUCGUGUAGGCAGACUAUCAGUAGAAAGAGUUAAUUCUGGCCCACUUUAGACAGGAAGAGAGUGUUUGAGUGACAGGUAAGACCCGUUCGCUAUGAGAACAAUUACUAUGAUGAUGGUUUUAUAUUCAUUUUUAAAGGAGUGCUUACAUUUACUGUAGUUCUGCAAAUUUUUGCAAAGCUGUUUUGAUAGGAAUCUACACAAUUGGGUUAUAGUUAUCUUUCUUGUUGUGAACGGGCCUUCAGACUCCUUGCCCUCCAAUCAGAUUAGAGCUUGUGGUUUUUGGAAAGCUCUCAUUAUUUUAAGUGCAGUACUCAUGUUCUGUAUGGGUGUCCGAGACUACUUAACCCAAACUGACCCAAACUCCGUUAACGCACCACGUCACUACUCCGUCUGUGUGUGUUUUUGCUGUUCAGGAUCACAUACCUCUCCACAAUGACUCAGCCUGGGACUAGUUUUGCAUUAGUUUUGGGUGUUUGUAUGUUCAGCCUCAAUGUGCCUUAUUCAGAUGCCAAUAACCUCAGAGAUCACUGAAGGAAAUGCCAUGGGAGUGUGUGUGUGAGUGUGUGUGUGUGACGCUGAUGAUUUACUGUGUGAGAGAUCUGAGAUGCAGGAGGAAGUUUUAAUGCCUGAUUCAUGGAUAUGAUUCUUUUGAACCGGUUCUUGAUAAUGAUUAAUUCACCUGAUUCACAACAGAACAACUCAAAACAACUUAAAGGAAGGUUUCAGUUCAGAUGCUGUUCAUCACCAGCGAGAAUCAUUUGACUCACCCUUCAGAAUAUAAUUGUAUUUUAGUCUUUAAGCUUUUUUUUCAUUGUAUUGCGAUAAUGGUCUUUAGUGUAUCAAACUGAGCCAGAUGAUAACAACUGAAUGACUUAAAUCAAGAACCAGUUCAUUGAAACGAAUCGGCCGAAUUAAAUGAUUCACUGAAAUGAUUCAGACUAGAGGAGAGAAAUGAGAAACACAAAAGUGUUUACGCAAAUGACAGACAGCUGUCAAUCGCUGAUGAUGAUGGUGGUGAAGGUUAUGUGGAGAGUUCAAAGGUCAAUGUAAUGGACAUGUGGAAUAAAGAUGCAAGUUGUGUGAGUUUUAGAGUUGAUGUAGGGUUUUUAAGUUGUGAGUAAACAUGCUGAUGAUGGAUGUUUUAAACUUAAUCAGAUGGCAGAAAUAUUUUGACUAUUUAUUGGGAAUAUGAGUUGUUUGAUCCAGUUCAACAUUAUUUUUGAGUGGCAGAUUUAAAUCAGUCCUGCUUGCUUGAGGCUGCAGUGGUGUAUCAUGCUAGAUGCUCAGAAUCUCAACAGAUAUCGCACUGAAGAUUCCUACUGGAAAAUCUCACUGGACAUUCCCGUUGCAGAAUCUCAUUGGAGAAUUUCAUUAGAGAUUCUUAAGAAUAUUUCCACCAGAGAUUCCUACUGGAGAAUCUCUCUCUGAAGAGUCCCACUGGAGAAUCUCUCUCUGAAGAGUCCCACUGGAGAUUCCCACUAGAGAUUCCCACUGGAGAUUCUUAAGAAGGGUCUCACUGGAGAUUCCCACUGGAGAAUCUCUCUCUGAGGAGUCUCACUGGAGAUUCCCACUAGAGAUUCUUAAGAAGAGUCUCACUGGAGAUUCCCACUGGAGAAUCUCUCUCUGAAGAGUCCCACUGGAGAUUCCCACUGGAGAAUCUCUCUCUGAAGAGUCUCACUGGAGAUUCCCACUGGAGAAUCUCUCUCUGAAGAGUCCCACUGGAGAUUCCCACUGGAUAAUCUCUCUGAAGAGUCUCACUGGAUAUUCCCACUGGAGAUUCUAAAGAAGAGUCUCACUGGAUAUUCCCACUGGAGAUUCUUAAGAAGAGUCUCACUGGAUAUUCCCACUUGAGAUUCUUAAGAAGAGUGUCACUGGAGAUUCCCACUGGAGAAUCUCUCUCUGAAGAGUCCCACUGGAGAUUCCCACUGGAGAAUCUCUCUGAAGAGUCCCACUGGAGAAUCUCUCUCUGAAGAGUCCCACUGGAGAUUCCCACUGGAGAUUCUUAAGAAGAGUGUCACUGGAGAUUCCCACUGGAGUUUCUUAAGAAGAGUCUCACUGGAGAUUCCCACUGGAGAAUCUCUCUCUGAAGAGUCCCACUGGAGAUUCCCACUGGAGAAUCUCUCUCUGAAGAGUCCCACUGGAGAUUCCCACUUGAGAAUCUCUCUCUGAAGAGUCCCACUGGAGAUUCCCACUGGAGAAUCUCUUUCUGAAGGGUCUCACUGGAGAUUCCCACUGGAGAAUCUCUCUCUGAAGAGUCUCUCUGAAGAUUCCCACUGGAGAAUCUCUUUCUGGAGAUUCCCACUGGAGAAUCUCUCUGAAGAGUCUCACUGGAUAUUCCCACUGGAGAUUCUUAAGAAGAGUGUCACUGGAGAUUCCCACUGGAGAAUCUCUCUCUGAAGAGUCCCACUGGAGAUUCCCACUGGAGAAUCUCUCUCUGAAGAGUCUCACUGGAGAUUCCCACUGGAGAUUCUUAAGAAGAGUCCCACUGGAGAUUCCCACUGAAUAAUCUCUCUCUGAAGAGUCUCACUGGAGAUUCCAACUAGAGAUUCUUAAGAAGAGUCUGACUGGAGAUUCCCAGUAGAGAGCCUCACUAGAAAUUUUCAUUGGAGAUUCCCACUGCAUCCCGUCAGACAGAGAAAAUGCUUGAAUGUUCAGAGACACACGGGAGGCUGUUCUUGAGUUUUUGCUUCAUCAUGGUAUCUGUGUGGCAGGUGGACAGAGUUAUUACAGUGAGACAUGACAUCACUCAACUAUCACAGGAGCUUUUCUGACUGUGACUUUUAACACUUCUGGACAAUCAGCUGAUUAUGUUUUGAUGAUGAAGACGAUGUCUUUUAUUUACACUUGCAGACUAUUUCCUGCCGUAAUAUGACGUUUGUUUGGUUUCAUUUGCCUUUUUCAGUUUGAUUAUGAUUUCAUUGAGUAAUUAGUGUUUGUGCAGUUAUGUAUGUGUGCGAGGAAUCCGCUGAGUUCAUUUGCACAAACACACACGUGCACUGUUCACUCUGUGUGUGUUUUGUUUGAGGUUGACAUUGAUGUUGUUUCCAACAUGAUGAACCUCAAGUGUCUCACUGGACACAAGCUGCCACUUCUGUUUCUGCGCUUCUGUUUGUUUUAUUCUGGGUUUUGAGUUAUUUUUGAGUUUUAAAAUGGUUAAAAAUGUCAAUAAAGGACAAUGUAUAAAAA